AUGUCCAAUGGCUUUGGUCCUGCAAAGCCAGCAUCCGUCUCUGCUCCCAUCCAGCCUGAACCCAUGCCCGAUCUCCUGACGCGUGCCUUUAACGAAGCUGUGCGUCCCUAUACCAAUCGUGUCGAAGAGCUUGAGAAUGAAGUCGCCGACCUCAAGGCCUGGGUCGAGCAGCUGGAAGCCCAGCGAAGAGAGGUUCACGCAUGGAUUGACAAGCGUGGCCUGAGACCUGACGUGCCUCCAAGCAUUGCUCAACAGAUGGACGCAUCCAACCCGCACAACCCAACCGCCGCAGCCUCGACCUUGAACGCUCAGCUGGACCGCAAGAUCACCAUUGUCAACUUUGAUCUGCACCGUCUUCAGGACGAUCUCAAUGACUCGUUGCCCACUCCCUCCUUCAGCGCCUGCAUGCUCAAGUUCCUGCCCGAUAUCAGUCGUCUGGCUGCUCUGCCAUCAGGCCCUAAAUUUGCCUUUGACCUGCUACUCAAACUGGGCGGUAACCUCAACUCUCACGGUGGCCUCGAAAACGGCGACGAGGAAGACUUGCGUGAGCGCAGGUCCUUCUAUGCUCGCCUCGAUGAAGCCAUGGUCGAUAUCGUGCGUGGCCGUUUCAGAGAAGAGGGCGAGGGCUGGGGUGUUGCCAGAGAGAUCAAGCGCAUCGAAAAGACUGGCGCCUACCUCCGCAACUGGGGUGUUGAACCCUACUUCCCUCAAACGCUUGAUGUUAUGAGAGAAGGCUCUGGUGCUGCUGGCGCUGGCGUAUAUCACGGCGGUGGCACCCCUCCUGCUUACCAAUGA
Molecule: messenger RNA, 795 nt
Organism: Aureobasidium namibiae CBS 147.97
Lineage: Eukaryota; Fungi; Ascomycota; Dothideomycetes; Dothideales; Saccotheciaceae
Exons: 2
Coding region: 1-795 (264 amino acids)
Source: RefSeq, a predicted model, not a curated record